UUCUCAUCUCUAGCAAUACCGGUUGGAUCAGAGAUCCGUGUGUUUGUGUGUGCGUCAGGCUAUCUCUUUCACUCUCUUCACAAUGCCUCAAUCUUUUCGACCUUAUCCCGAACCGGGAGCAGACACCCUAGGAAAAUUUCGAUUAUGGCCUUUUUUACGUGAUUCAAUCUUAUUUGGACCUUUUCAAUUUGGUGCAUUGGUUCCACAUGUGGUUUUACCAUUUUAUAUUGCUUAUAGAGUGUUAAAAGGAAUGGGUUUGUAUACCGAACAUGUUGCUUAUAUUGUGGAUGCGAUCCUUAUUCCACUUUUGCAAGGUUUUGCCAUUGGCGGUGCAAUCACAACUGGAUAUAUGCGCUUUGGAAGUGAAGCAGGUCGUAAUAUUGCAAAGAAACGUUCAGAAGAUGCUGCUACUACCGAAGAAGAUUCUUCUCAACAUCGUAUCGAAGUGGCAUUAUAUGCAUUCGUUUAUCUCCUAUUUGCAACGUGAGUACUUUUGAUGGGUUCUCUGCUGACGAUGCAAAGCAUGACUGACACACCUCUUCUUUGAAAUAGAUACCUUUGGCACCACUUCCCUGCCGCUGAUGGACCCGGAAUGAAAUCGGCAAAACGUUUGAUUAGCAGAAUACACAUCGGUCUAGAUCUUGGUGAAGGUUGGAGAUCAGGCAAGAAGUGAGGAAAUGAUUCAUCACAACAUGAAUGCUUCUCUUGAGAUCAACUCGAAAU
Messenger RNA from Meira miltonrushii, 723 nucleotides. RefSeq lists its product as uncharacterized. Lineage: Eukaryota; Fungi; Basidiomycota; Exobasidiomycetes; Exobasidiales; Brachybasidiaceae. The transcript has a single exon. The coding region runs from base 83 to 487 and encodes 134 amino acids. The record is from RefSeq and is a predicted model, not a curated record.